Molecule: messenger RNA, 1764 nt
Organism: Anolis sagrei ordinatus
Lineage: Eukaryota; Metazoa; Chordata; Lepidosauria; Squamata; Anolidae
Source: RefSeq, a predicted model, not a curated record
GACGGGGCGGGAGGAGGAGGGAAGAGGAGCGCUCGCUUCCCGGCCUUUCCAUCCUGAAGGAAGCCUGGGGGGCGCCAUGGGGCUGCUGGCGGGGGUCACGCUGGGCGGAGGCGCGCCCCCUGCGUGGCUGCCCUCCUGCGCGCUCCUGCUCCUGCUGCUGCUGCUGCUGCUGCUCUUGGUGCGGUGGCGUUGGUCGCGCCCGGCGGGGGUGCGUGUGCUGGGCGGGCCGUGGGGCUGGCCGCUGGUGGGCAACGCGCUGCAGCUGGGCCGCCUCCCGCACCGGACCUUCUGCGCCUGGGCGCGGCGCUACGGCGAGGUCUUCCGGCUGCGGCUGGGCUCUCGGGCGGUGGUGGUGCUGAACGGCGGGGCCGCCAUCCGGGAGGCGCUGCUGCGGCAGGGCGCGCUUUUCGCCGGCCGGCCCGACUUCCCUUCCUUCCGCCUGGUCUCCGGCGGGCGGAGCAUGGCCUUCGGAGCCUACACGGAGCGGAGCCGGGCUCAGCGGAAGGCGGCGCAGGCCUCGCUCCGGGCGCUGGCGUCUUCUUCUUCUUCUUCCGACGGCGACCUGGCGGGCUUCGAGCGGCACGUGGCCGAGGAGGCGCGCGAGCUGGUGGAGCGGCUGGUGCGCGCCUGCGCGGAGGAGGGCGGCUUCGUGGACCCGGCGCCGCUCUUAGCCGUGGCCAACGCCAACGUCAUGUGCGCCUUGUGCUUCGGGCGGCGCUACGGGCACGACGACGCCGAGUUCCGCGCCCUCCUCAGCCGCAACGACCGCUUCGGGCAGACGGUGGCCUCGGGCAGCCUGGUGGACGUGCUGCCCUGGCUGCAGCGCUUCCCCAACCCCGUGCGGAGCGUCUUCCGCGACUUCCAGGCCAUCAACGGGGAGAUGCACGCCUUCGUGCGCGCCCAGCUGGCGGAGCAGAGGCGCGGCGGGGGGCUCCCGGGCCGGGCCCCGCGGCACCUGGGCGAGGCGCUGCUGGCCAGGGCCGAGCUGUCCGGCGAGGAGGCCGAGGGCGCGCUGACGGACCUCUUCGGCGCCGGGCAAGAUACCACCUCGGCGGGCCUGGCCUGGGUGCUGCUCCUGUUGCUCCGCCACCCGGCACUCCUCCGCCAGCUCCAGCGCGACCUGGACCGCGUGGUGGGGCCCGGGCGCCUCCCCGCCGCCGCCGACCGGCCCGCCCUGCCCCGCCUCGAGGCCUUCCUCCUCGAGACGCUCCGCUUCACCAGCUUCGUCCCGCUCACCAUCCCGCACGCCGUCACCGCCGAGGCCGCGCUGGGCGGCUGCCCGGUCCCCGCCGGCACGGUCGUCUUCGUCAACCAGUGGUCGGCCAACCACGACCCGAGCCGCUGGGAGGAGCCGCACCGCUUCGACCCGGCCCGCUUCCUGGACGCCCAGCAGCAGCGCCUCGACCGCGACCGCGCCGCCCGCGUCCUCCUCUUCUCGCUCGGCAAGCGGCGCUGCGUCGGGGAGCGAGUGGCCAAGCUACAGCUCUUCCUCUUCGCCGCCACCCUCCUCCACCAGGCACGCCUCCAGCCCAAGCCCGGCCAGGCCCUCAGCCUCCAGGCCCAGCACGGCCUCGUCCUCCGCCCACGGCCCUUCCUCCUCGCCUUCUCCCGAAGGAACACGGCCUCUCACCACAGGCAAGAGGAGCAGGAGCAGGAGGAGGAGGGCGCCUAGGCACCCCCAAGGCCAGCCCCACACACACCCCUCCGCCAGGAGGACUGCUUUGGAUCCUCCACAGGACUUCCCCUGUCAUGGAAGGGAGCCCC